This is a messenger RNA of Striga hermonthica, 858 nucleotides long. The record is from the annotation of a GenBank genome assembly. NCBI's taxonomy places the organism in Eukaryota, Viridiplantae, Streptophyta, Magnoliopsida, Lamiales, Orobanchaceae.
AUGUUUGGAGCACAAAUUGGCCCAUAUAGGUCCUCUGAGUCGACUGCUACUUCUCUAGGGAUGGCAAUGGGUGACAAACCCGCUGGGGGACCCCCCCGUCACCCGUCCCCAUUAGGAAAAAUACCCCCGUCACCCGCCCCAUCACCCGUCUCGGGUCCAAAUUUCCCCCAGACCCGGCACCCGUGUGGCUCAAGCGACGCCGUUUUGGAUUACCUUCCUCAGCUCACCCGACCACUCGGCUUAUUAGGCUCGUUGAGAUUCAUUUCUGCGUGGAGUCGACGCCGCCAUCUGCUCCGACUUACCACCGCGUUUUUUGGAUUCCGGCGGCUAGUCCAGGUUGAACGAUUAUGUUCAUUUCCAGGCUUUAUCGCUCCAAGUCUUACAGAAAGGUAUUCAUAUUCCCCCGUGGGACAUAAUCAGUAUCUUCCGGUCCUGAGACAUAAAUUGUAUAGCUGUGCAGCAGCUAAAGUGGACUCUGAUGACGAAAAUGAAACAAAUGAAAAAAUAAAAGUGGCAUUUGUUGACAAAGAUGGGGAAGAGACACAUAUUAAGGUUCCAGUUGGAAUGUCGAUGCUAGAAGCUGCACAUGAGAAUGACAUAGAACUUGAAGGGGCAUGUGAAGGGUCACUUGCUUGUUCCACUUGUCAUGUUAUUGUGAUGGACAUGGAGCAGUACAACAGAUUACCCGAUCCAACUGAUGAAGAAAAUGACAUGUUAGACCUUGCAUUUGGCCUCACUGAAACGUCUCGUCUGGGUUGUCAAAUAAUUGCUAAACCUGAACUCGAGGGACUUCGUUUAGCACUUCCUUCAGCCACACGAAAUUUCGCGGUCGAUGGACAUAAACCAAAACCUCAUUGA